GUAGUAGGGACGUAAUUACGCCUUUCGAAGAGGGUGCACGCUGGUGUAUAAUUAUACUGCGUAGGUACAGAACCUCCUAAAGUCACUAUUACCGAGAAAACCCCAUGAAUCAUAGCGAUUUUCGCUUUUGGUUUACUCUAUUUCAAAACAAAACAAUCUGUCCGUCAGGUGCGGUGUAUUAUUGACGUCACUACUUCCACGCUGGCUCUUGCAGGGUGUAGUACUCUACUUACUAGAAAAAUUAAAUGAAAAUAUUGUGACGAAAAAAUCAAUAACAGACUCUAACAGUGCGAGCAACAAUUUUAAAAAGAAUUUAAGUAUGUGUGCAUAAAUUCAAGUGACCGAAAACAAUGAACAUAAAUGAUUUAUUGAACUCUAGUGGAGAGGAGAUUGACGGCGCUAUGGAAAACAUGGACGUGUCGUUAAACUACGAAAAUCCUGAACUAAUGAGUUCAGAAUUUUUUGAUUCUGUAUUAUCCCUCGAAAACAACUUAGAAGAUGGUUUUUUCUCCAAUUUCGAGGAUGACAUAAACUUAUCAAGUGAUGUUAGUUCUCAUACAGAUGAAGUCUUAUCGCCACGAAGUCUUUAUUCUGAGAGUGACAAGAAUAGCACUUGUACAGAAACGUUAGAUGAAUCGGCUUCCGUCUUAAGUAGUAUUGAUGGUUUUGACGACCCAAUGUUGAUGUCUUUAUUAGAACCUAUCCCGAAUGUCCAAUUUGAAGCACAAAGUGUACCUGCCAUUGUAAAAACUACUAUUCAGAAGCAACCAACAAAAAUAUUAAUUCAGAAUCCAAAUAAUAAGAAGUUCAUUGCAAAGCCUAUGAUAAACGCCAGUCAAAUUAAAAAGACUCCCCUGAAAGGCAAACCCCAAAUUCUCAAGGUGCAACAAGUAAAUAAUGGAAGACCCCUACUUCUACCUUUAAGUGUGAAAGGUAUAAAAAUACUGAACACCUCUGCAGAUGUCGCUGCUUUGUCUGGAAGCCUAAAAAGGCGUAAGAUUGAACCUGCAGCUCCUAUUUCUCCAGGUGAAGAUGAUACCAACGUGGUAUCUUCCACAAAUCAAUAUCCACCACUUAAUUUAACGGCUGAAGAAAAAAGACUGCUGGCCAAAGAGGGCAUUCAGCUUCCUUCACAUCAUCCCUUGACGAAAAAUGAAGAGAGGGAGCUAAAACGCAUCAGGAGGAAAAUCAGGAAUAAGAUUUCAGCACAAGACUCCAGAAAGAGGAAAAAGGAAUAUGUGGAUGGACUAGAAGAAAGAAUUAAACGUGGUUCUGAAGAAAACAAAAACCUUUUGCAACGAGUUCGAGAGCUCCAAAAGCAGAAUAAAACCUUGAUUGCACACGUAAGCAAACUGCAAGCUUUGAUAUGCAAUUCAACAACAUCGAAAGCUACUCCGUCUACUUGCCUAAUGGUAGUGUUGCUCUCCGCACUUUUGGUGACACUGCCAAACAUGAAAUUGUUUGAAAAUAAACAAAUAUCUACGGAGCAAGAACAGGGAGCAAUUCGGAGGUCCCUGUUAACAACCGAAGAUGAUAGCUUGAACAUGGAGGAGUUCUUAGUUUUCAAAGACGACGAUAACGAGUUUGAAAAUAAAUUUGCUGAAGAGGCUCUCGAUAUUGAGAACUCUACUGAGAAAGAGUACAUGAAAAUGUUAGAAGAGAUGAGCGCGAAAUAUGAGGGGAUUCUCUCGGAGAAGAACAGCCCCAAGAUGGGUUUGUUCAGUAGAGUUAUCGAGUCCGUCAAGAGCUUCCUUGAAAAAGACAAGGCGGAAUUGUUCGGAAAAACCGAUUAUGGAGGGUACCGCAACAAAAAAGGGUUUGUUGAACCGGACGUCGAUGAGUAUAUACCGAACCUAGCAGUGGAUGAAGACCCGCCUUCGAAAAGAAAAAAAUAUACGACGGAUGAAUAUCGCGGUCCAGAUACUACAACAGUACACAAUGAAAGAUUUGUUUCAACAACAAUGAAUACCAAUAACUUUGGUAUAAAUACAAAAGACAAAUAAUAUUUGGUGCUAUUUUUUGUUAUACAGAAUUUAAUAAUUCUAUUAAUAGAUUUAAAUUAUCUUCAAAAUAAUUGUUUAGGUAACAAUAUUUAUGUUUUCAAAGAAAAAUUUAUUGAACGUUAUAUUUUGUUUGCAGUUUUAUCUUAAAAAAAAAUGUUCCUGUAAUUUAUAAUUUUAUUUUUUUAUCUAGUAACUGUAUGUUUGCAUUCCAUUUAUUUUGAAGAAAUCUUAAUUAAGUAGGUUUGUGAAGCUUAUUUAUAUUUGCAAAAUAUUGUAAUAUAAAUUUGGGUAAUUCAGUUUUCUGAAUUUACACAGAAUUUUUUGCAAAGCACUUUGCAAACUUGCUAUUUGCAAUGAUUUUCAAUAGUAUUUGUUUUGUUUGUAAGAAGUUUAAUUAAGUGUAUAACGCAUCAUCAUCAUGUAUGUACCACAAAAGUUAAGAACAUUAAUACAGUCCAAGUUUCUAUAGAUAUAUUUAGAUUAAGUAUAAUUUUUAUUGUUUGUCAUAUUUAAUAUAUUACAUAUACAAGUUAC
Anoplophora glabripennis (Asian longhorned beetle) is the source of this 2537-nucleotide messenger RNA. Its product is annotated as cyclic AMP-responsive element-binding protein 3-like protein 1. Gene Ontology annotation, biological process: regulation of transcription by RNA polymerase II. The record is from RefSeq and is a predicted model, not a curated record. The transcript is spliced from 6 exons. The coding region runs from base 351 to 2003 and encodes 550 amino acids. NCBI's taxonomy places the organism in Eukaryota, Metazoa, Arthropoda, Insecta, Coleoptera, Cerambycidae. Gene Ontology annotation, cellular component: nucleus. Gene Ontology annotation, molecular function: RNA polymerase II cis-regulatory region sequence-specific DNA binding; DNA-binding transcription factor activity, RNA polymerase II-specific.